AUGGAGAAGGGGAAGGCCCCAGCGGAGGCAGCGGAGUCGGCGGCGGCGUGUGCGGCGCGGCUGGCGCGUGAGUGGAGCACUUGGGCGAUGAAGAACGCGAAGGUGGUCGCGCACUACGGCUUCAUCCCCCUCGUCAUCCUCGUCGGCAUGAGGUCCGAGCCCAAGCCCAGCCUCGCGCAGCUCCUCUCCCCCGUGUAG
Messenger RNA from Triticum turgidum subsp. durum (durum wheat), 198 nucleotides. The record is from the annotation of a GenBank genome assembly. NCBI's taxonomy places the organism in Eukaryota, Viridiplantae, Streptophyta, Magnoliopsida, Poales, Poaceae.